Molecule: messenger RNA, 288 nt
Organism: Paraglomus brasilianum
Lineage: Eukaryota; Fungi; Glomeromycota; Glomeromycetes; Paraglomerales; Paraglomeraceae
Source: the annotation of a GenBank genome assembly
UCUUUCAAGUUACAGUUGCGCCAGUUGGGGGGAUGCCCUUUUUUGUAUUACCUUUGAUUGGCUUUAUUGUAAUAUGCUGUGUCGCUGCUCCUAAACAAGAUGGUGCUUUAAGCGAGCGCAUCAAUUCUCAACCACAACGAUAUCACAGCUGUUCUACACCAGAACCAUCUCAUUCCGACUAUUCUAAACCACAACCAUCUUCUUCCGACUAUUCGACAACUUCCUCCAACCGUUCCAAACUACAACCAUCUUCUUCCAACCAUUCCAAACAAAAAACAUCUUCCAACU